GGGCGGGAUUUAGUGAUAGUCUGAGCAGUUACCGCACGAAUCACGGAGAGUUGCCUUCCCUUUAUCCAAUCGCAGCGCGGUGCGCUCGGAUGGGAGUCUCGGAGAUGUCGCUCCGCGCCGUGCUCAGGGCCGUGGCCUCGCUGCCCCGCUGCAGUCCGGGGCUGCUCCUCCCGUCGCCGCCGCCCCCUCCUCCAUCCGCCGCUAUGGCCACGCUCAACCAGAUGCAUCGUCGCGGCCGUCCCGCUCCCCCUCCCCGCAAACCGGGCCCCACUCUCGGCCGCCCCCAAAUUAAAGGGGUGGUGCUGAAAAACCUGAUCCGAAAGCCCAAAAAACCCAACUCGGCCAACCGCCGCUGCGUGAGGGUGCGGCUCAGCACCGGCCGCGAGGUGAUCGCCUUC
Messenger RNA from Malurus melanocephalus (red-backed fairy wren), 398 nucleotides. Its product is annotated as 28S ribosomal protein S12, mitochondrial-like. The transcript is spliced from 3 exons. The annotation marks the transcript as partial. Gene Ontology annotation, biological process: translation. NCBI's taxonomy places the organism in Eukaryota, Metazoa, Chordata, Aves, Passeriformes, Maluridae. Gene Ontology annotation, molecular function: structural constituent of ribosome. Gene Ontology annotation, cellular component: small ribosomal subunit; ribosome. The record is from RefSeq and is a predicted model, not a curated record.